UCGUUACUAGAUGGAAAUGUACUCAACAAAAAAUCUGAAAUCAUGAAAAGAGGACGACCACCAAAUAGAAGUUUGAAGAAGUUGGGGAAUUUCUUUAAAAGUCACAAAGCUGAUGAAGACCAGGCUGCAAAAGAACCUGAUCCUGAAGGACCUGAGGGGUCUGGUGUAUGUGUCUUAGAAGUUCAAUCUGAACAAAAUGUCACAAAUGGAGUGCGCAUGUUACCAGAUCAAUCAGAUGAAAAUCUGAUGACUUCCAACAAACCCAUUAGAUGUGCAAAGAUAAGGGCUCUGGAGAUAAUUUCUGAUGUAAGUGCUCAAAUAAGUCAAUCUAUGGUGGAAGAAAAGGUAAAUUAUUUUGAGCAAAGAAGAAUGUCAGAAGACAGCCAGGCUCGUGCCACUCGCCUUGAGGAACAGCGACAAAGAGACGCCAACCGCAGGGCUGCCGAGGAGGAGGAGAAUCGAGCACGACGCCUCGAAGAACAGCGGCAAAGAGACGUCAACCGCAGGGCUGCCGAGGAGGAGGACAUGCGAGCACGACGCCUCGAAGAACAGCGGCAAAGAGACGUCAACCGCAGGGCUGCCGAGGAGGAGGACAAGCGAGCACGACGCCUUGAAGAACUGCGGCAAGCAGCCGCUAUCCGCAGAGCCGCCGAGGACGAAGACGAGCAUGUUCGACGUCUUGAAGAACUGCGGCAAGCAGCCGCUAUCCGCAGAGCCGCCGAAGAAGAAGACGAGCGUGUUCGACGGCUUGAAGAACUGCGGCAAGCAGCCGCUAUCCGCAGAGCCGCCGAGGACGAUGACGAGCGUGUUCGACGUCUUGAAGAACAGAGGCAAAGAGAUGCCAACCGCAGGGAUGCUGAAGUGGUAGACGAGCGUGCUCAACGCCUGCGAGAACAGCGUCGUCGUACAGCUGAAAUACGACAGAAUUCUGAGCGUAACCAACUUCAAUCCUAUAAAGCCGCUGCCUCAAGCCUCGUAGAGUACAGCAAUUUGGGAAUGUUUGACAUCGCAUGUGUUCAUUGUGGUGCUGUUCAUUUUUUAAAAGAGAGAGUGCAGAACAGAAUUCACCCUAAUUCAUUUGGUGACUGUUGCCUUCAUGGUCGCAUUGAACAACCUGCGCCAGAGUUUCCCAAUGAAUUGGCAUUGCUGUACACAAAACAACACAGACUAGCCAAACAGUUCCACGAUAAAAUUCGAAAUAUUUCUGCCUGUUUUGCUUUUUCUUCAUUCAAUGUUGCUGAUGACAGGACUUUCAAUAGUAAAGGUAUUUAUACAUUUACUGCUGGUGUACAAGUGUAUCACAAGUUAAAUUUGGCGGCUCAGCCAGUCAGCAACAGUGAGGGUGAUUUGGAAAGACCUAGAUAUGGCCAAAUGUACUUCAUUGAUCCGGAAACAGCCGUUGCAGAACGUAUGAAUGAACCAAUGAAUCAAGGCAUCAAUCAAGAACUAAUACAGAUUUUAGAGGAGAUAAUGAGAAGUCAAAACCCAUUUUCACAGGCUUUUACGAUGAUGAGGGAGAUAGUUGAGGAAAACAAUCAACGUGCUGAAGCUCUUGGUGUCCAACCACCCCAUGUCCACCUCCUGUUUGCUGAACGUGCAGGCGAUGAUCCCAGGCGAUUCAACUCACCAACUUAUAAUGAAGUUGCUGCUGUAAUUACAUUAAAUGCAGACCAAAGUAUCCCGGAAAAUGAGAUGGUUAUUAAGGAGCGAGGAAAACAGUUAAUAACGCUCAAGAACAUUGACAGCCGAGUAGAACCAUUCACCUACCCUCUCCUCUACCCAAAAGGAACUUUUGGGUUUACUGUAGGGCUUCCUCUUAAAACGCCUUAUGCAAGCCGUGCACACAUGACGAGGAUGGAGUUGGCUCAAUACAGGUUAGCCUUUCGUCCAGAACAAGCCAAGGCUCUUCCUCCUGAACCAUUGCUAGAGGGAUUAGAUCUAAGGUCGAUUGGAUUUAAUGCUCUCCACUUUGGUGGUAGACUGUUUCAACAGUACGUCGUGGACACAUACAUCCGUGUUGAACGUGAUCGUAUUCAGUGGAUCAAAUAUAACCAAAAGAAACUUCAAGCUGAUCAGUAUGCAGGAGUAACACAUUUUCUAAAUGAAUUGGCUGAAAAGAAAAAUGCUACAGUUGCUGAAAAACUGAUUUUACCAUCAUCUUUUCCCGGAUCAACGAGAUAUUUCACUGAACACUUUGAAGACGCUAUGGCAAUUGUCCGAAGGUUUGGCUCUCCAGACUUUUUUAUCACAAUAACGUGCAGUCCAACAUGGCCAGAAUUAAAAGAAGCUGCAUGUAUUGAGCUCUCUGAUGGUUCUAAACUACAACAGUUCGCCCAAGAAAGACCUGACAUUGUGGCUAGGGUAGCCAAAUUGAAAUUUGACAGCAUAGUUGAAGAUAUCAGUAAGAAACAGAUUUUUGGGAAGUCUUCUGCUUUUGUUUACACUAUAGAAUUUCAAAAACGAGGAUUACCCCACCUACAUCUUCUUGUCAUCAUGGCAAAUGAAGACAAACUCCGGUCUCCAGAGGAAGUAGACACUUUCAUUUCGGCAGAAAUUCCUAAUGAUGACCCAGUUCUAAGGGAGUUGGUCCUCAAAUGGAUGAUUCACAAUCCAUGUGGCGAACUUAAUCCGUCUGCGUCAUUAAAGGCUAGCAGUGCGGAGUGUAGGAAGCGUCUGCGGCAGUUGGAUUAA
Messenger RNA from Macrosteles quadrilineatus (aster leafhopper), 2691 nucleotides. RefSeq lists its product as uncharacterized. Bases 43 to 2691 code for a protein of 882 amino acids. The record is from RefSeq and is a predicted model, not a curated record. The transcript is spliced from 6 exons. NCBI's taxonomy places the organism in Eukaryota, Metazoa, Arthropoda, Insecta, Hemiptera, Cicadellidae.